This is a messenger RNA of Neltuma alba, 522 nucleotides long. RefSeq names its product cytochrome P450 84A1-like. The record is from RefSeq and is a predicted model, not a curated record. Lineage: Eukaryota; Viridiplantae; Streptophyta; Magnoliopsida; Fabales; Fabaceae. Gene Ontology annotation, molecular function: monooxygenase activity; heme binding; iron ion binding. The transcript has a single exon. Bases 1 to 522 code for a protein of 173 amino acids.
AUGGAUUCUCUUCACCGGCCCCUGCCCUUGGCGCUCUUGUUCAUCAUCCCGCUCCUCUUACUCCUCGGCCUCCUUGCUCAAUCUCGCCGGCGCUUGCCCUUCCCGCCUGGGCCAAAAGGCCUCCCCAUCAUCAGCAACAUGCUGAUGAUGGACCGGCUCACCCACAGAGGCCUGGCCAAGCUCGCCUCCCAAUACGGUGGCGUUUUCCACCUCAAAAUGGGCUUCCUCCGCAUGGUCGCCAUCUCUGACCCCGACGCCGCUCGCCAAGUUUUUCAGGUCCACGACAACAUCUCCAACCAACCCGCCACCAUAGCCAUCAGCUACCUCACCUACGACCGCGCCGACAUGGCCUUCGCUCACUACGACCCCUUCUGGCUCCAGAUGCGCAAGCUCUGCGUCAUGAAGCUCUUCAACCGCAAGAGGGGGGGAUCGUGGCAGUCGGUGCGAGACGAGGUGGACACGGUGGUGCGCACCGUGGCCAGCAACACCGGCAAGCCGGUGAAUAUUGGACCUUUGCGUUAA